UAUUAAAUAUAAAUUUUUGAAUUUUUAUUUAUUUUUGUAUUUAUCAAUAUUAUAUAAUAAAAUAAUUAUAUAUAUACAGUUUGAAAAAUGAAUGGAAAUAAAAGAAAAGAGGUUUUAAAAAAAAUAAGAACACCAAUUCCAAGACAUCUAACGCCAGAAACUUGUUUAUACUGUAGAUCUGAAACUAGGACAGGGUGGAAAAUAUGUUGGGUAGUAAGGGAACGUGUUGAACCACGAUCAACUCUAUGUAAUGAAUGUGGUCUCCAAUAUAUUCAUAAAAGAUUUGAACACAUGCUUUCAAAAAAAAGCCAAUAGAAAACUAUUAAAUUAAAAAAUAUUUAUUGAUUUAUUUUUAAAUUUAUAUAAUCUAAUAAUAUAAUAUAAUUUAAAUAUUUCUAAUUUAAACUUAUUCAUUUUCACUCACUCACUCACACCACACUUACCCAUUCACCAUUCACCAUUCAUUCACUCAUUCAUUCACUCUUAACAACAUUAAAUAUUUAUAUAUAUUUCAAUUAAUUCUAUAAAUACUUUUAAAAUACAAACAAUAAAAACUAUUAUUUUUUAUAAAAAAAUU
Messenger RNA from Dictyostelium purpureum, 577 nucleotides. RefSeq lists its product as uncharacterized. Lineage: Eukaryota; Evosea; Eumycetozoa; Dictyosteliales; Dictyosteliaceae. The transcript has 2 exons. The record is from RefSeq and is a predicted model, not a curated record. The coding region runs from base 88 to 315 and encodes 75 amino acids.